This is a messenger RNA of Cyclopterus lumpus (lumpfish), 1392 nucleotides long. It is a transcript of the gene ilrun, whose product is annotated as inflammation and lipid regulator with UBA-like and NBR1-like domains. Gene Ontology annotation, cellular component: phagophore assembly site. Gene Ontology annotation, biological process: macroautophagy. Gene Ontology annotation, molecular function: ubiquitin binding. Lineage: Eukaryota; Metazoa; Chordata; Actinopteri; Perciformes; Cyclopteridae. The record is from RefSeq and is a predicted model, not a curated record. The transcript has 5 exons. The coding region runs from base 159 to 1010 and encodes 283 amino acids.
CCCCCUGGUCGUGCCAUGCGCACUGGCGGUUGUUGUUGUUGAGCUGGUUGUUAUGGCUGGACAAGGCCUCGGACUAAACUGAGAGAGAGAGAGAGAUAGAGAGGUCCCCCCCCUCCCCACCCCCCAACCCCGUCUCCGCUACGGGACACCCGCCACCCAUGGAGGGCACGGACAUGGACGUGGACGCGGAGCUCAUGCAGAAGUUCAGCUGCAUGGGCACCACGGACAAGGACGUCCUCAUCACGGAGUUUCAGAGGCUGCUGGGCUUCCAGCUCAACCCGGCUGGCUGCGCCUUCUUCCUGGACAUGACCAACUGGAACCUGCAAGCUGCUAUCGGUGCAUAUUAUGACUUUGAAAGUCCCAACGUCAACACGCCUUCCAUGUCCUUUGUCGAGGAUGUGACAAUUGGGGAAGGGGAGUCCGUUCCUCCAGACACACCGUUCACAAAGACCUGGAGAAUACAAAACACAGGUGCAGAGUCGUGGCCACCUGGGGUUUGUCUCAAAUACAUCGGUGGGGAUCAGUUUGGGCAUGUGAACACGGUGAUGGUGAAGUCACUAGACCCCCAGGAAAUAUCCGAUGUGAGCGUGCAGAUGCGAAGUCCCACAGCUCCGGGCAUGUACCAGGGCCAGUGGAGGAUGUGUACAGCCAACGGGUUAUUCUACGGAGACGUAAUCUGGGUGAUUCUGACCGUAGAAGUCGGCGGUCUCCUCGGCGUGACCCAGCAGCUGUCAUCUUUCGAGACGGAAUUCAACACCCAGCCCCAACGCGACGUGCAGGGAGACUUCAACCCCUUCGCCUCGCCACAGAAGAACAAGCACGACGCCCCCGACAACAGCUUCAGAGAUCCUGGCGGAGCGUGGGAGCGCACGCAAGAGCCAAUCCAGCAAGAUCAAAAUGGACUGUCUCACAACGCUGUAAAUAGGGCGUCAAAUGGUCUCCAAACCAAUCUUUCCGUGGUGACUUAUGGUCAGGGUAUUCACGGACCCUAUCCAUUUGGACAGAGCUAGAAAGACAAAGACCCCCCCCCCCCCCCCCCCAAUCCCCCCUCCAUCAUAGUGGAUGAUGAGCUUAACACCCUGGGAGUCCUUACAUGCAGAGGAGUCAGAGAGGCAAGGGGGCGGAACUGUUGUUUUAUAUUGACUCAUGACAACCUUCUCCUCAAAACCCGAGGCCCUUUCCACAGACACACAAACUACAGUGAGGUGAUGGAUUACACCCGCUACAGCGAAACAUCGCACCUGACAUCAACCCCCGGAUUCGCAUGUGUGAAUGCUUCAUUACUAUAAAUGCUAUAAAACUUUAAAAAUAGAAACGCACAACCAUUUUUAUUUCCACUGUAAAACGCGUCUGAUUUAUAAAAAAAUAAAUAAAAGGGAGACAAAAAAUCAA